GUGCCCUUGAAGAGGGCGGUGAGGAAGAGGCUCGGAGGAGAGGAAGAGGCUCGGAGGAGAGGAAGCGGCGCCGGGCCCCAGCUGGUGCCAUGUUCUCAGUGCUUUCUUGCGGCAGGUUGGUAGCCAGAGCGGUGUUUGGUGGCCUGUCUCAGACUGACUCUCGGGACUAUAGCCUGGUGACUGCCAGCUGCGGCUUCGGCAAAGAUGCCCGGAAAGGAAUCCUAAAGAAAGGCAUGUGCUACGGGGACGACGCUUGUUUCAUUGCCAGGCACCGGACGGCGGAUGUUUUGGGUGUUGCCGAUGGUGUGGGUGGAUGGAGGGACUAUGGCGUUGACCCUUCUCAGUUUUCAGAGACUCUGAUGAGAACUUGUGAACGUUUGGUAAAAGAGGGACGGUUUGUGCCAACCAACCCCGUUGGAAUCCUCACCUCAAGUUACCGUGAGCUGCUUCAGAACAAAGUCCCUUUAUUGGGAAGUAGCACUGCUUGUCUAGUUGUUCUAGACAGAACAAGUCAUCGUUUACACACAGCAAAUUUAGGAGACUCUGGAUUUCUGGUUGUUCGAGCAGGUGAAGUUGUACAUCGGUCAGAUGAACAGCAGCAUUACUUCAACACUCCAUUCCAAUUGUCUAUAGCCCCUCCAGAAGCUGAAGGAGCAGUACUAAGUGACAGCCCUGAUGCUGCAGACAGUAAUUCCUUUGACGUUCAGCUAGGAGACAUUAUUCUCACUGCAACGGAUGGUCUGUUUGACAACAUGCCUGACUACAUGAUUCUUCAGGAGUUAAAAAAGUUAAAGAAUACAAACUAUGAGAGUAUACAGCAGACAGCACGCAGCAUCGCUGAACAAGCACACGACUUGGCCUAUGAUCCUAAUUAUAUGUCGCCUUUUGCACAGUUUGCAUGUGACUAUGGGCUGAAUGUAAGAGGUGGAAAACCAGAUGACAUCACUGUUCUUCUGUCAAUAGUAGCUGAAUAUACAGACUAGAUGCCUCGAGGCAUCUUCAGCUUUUCCUUUCCCUACUCUACAACUUUGACUGCUACGUUGCACUGUCUCCUGCUGGCAGGAUUGCAGUUUUUCACCUGAUUUCAUUGGCCAGUUGUACGAGUGGCUUGAUGCUGUGUGCGUAUGUAAUUGGACUAAGCUCAUCACAACCACUAUUGUCUAAUCAAUGAUCCAUCCAAUAGGGAAGUGAAAGGUCUUACAUGGGGGGAAAAUGAACCAUCUUUACGCA
Xenopus laevis (African clawed frog) is the source of this 1230-nucleotide messenger RNA. RefSeq names its product PTC7 protein phosphatase homolog L homeolog (gene pptc7.L). Lineage: Eukaryota; Metazoa; Chordata; Amphibia; Anura; Pipidae. The record is from RefSeq and is marked provisional.